UCUUCAAAAAUCUAUUUAUUCCCCUUCCCUCCCCCAAAACACACAGCAUCCUCCACUUCUCCCUCUCAGCCCUUGUCCUUACUUCCUUCCCCUUCUAAAAACUUCAUUCGAAGCAGAUGGCAUGUCUUGGGCUUCUUUUGGCGAGUCUCCUCCCCUUGUUCUCUUCAGCCCAUGGGUAUGGGCAUGGAUGGGGGUGGUCUAGAGCCCAUGCCACAUUCUAUGGAGGUGGUGAUGCAUCUGGGACAAUGGGUGGGGCUUGUGGCUAUGGAAAUUUGUACAGCCAGGGAUACGGGACCAACACUGCAGCCUUGAGCACUGCUCUGUUCAACAAUGGGCUGAGCUGCGGGGCUUGCUAUGAGAUAAGGUGUGUGGAUGACCCCAGGUGGUGCCUGCGUGGCUCCAUUGUGGUUGCUGCCACCAACUUCUGCCCUCCCAACAAUGCCCUCCCGAGCAAUGCCGGGGGGUGGUGCAACCCACCGCUGCAGCACUUUGACCUUUCUCAGCCUGUAUUCCAGCACAUUGCUCGGUAUAGGGCUGGCAUCGUUCCGGUUGCUUACAGAAGGUGGCUAUUACCAGAUCUUUCAUUCUUCCUAUCUUCCAACCAUGGUCCCAUGCAGGAAGAAGGGAGGAAUCAGGUUCACCAUCAAUGGGCACUCCUACUUCAACCUGGUGCUCAUCACCAACGUAGGAGGGGCCGGGGAUGUGCAUGCAGCGUCCAUCAAAGGGUCCAGGACUGGGUGGCAGCCCAUGUCCAGGAACUGGGGCCAGAACUGGCAGAGCAACACCUACCUCAAUGGCCAGGCCCUCUCCUUCAAGGUCACCACCAGUGAUGGCCGCUCUGUGGUCUCCUACAACGUGGCUCCUCCGAGCUGGUCCUUCGGCCAAACCUUCAGUGGUGGCCAAUUCCACUGAACCCUAGCUCUUGAUGAUCCAUCUAUCUAUAGCAAUAUAACUACUAGUAGUAGCUCAUACCUAUAUAUUUGGUAUAUACUUGGAAGUCUAUUGACAGUAAUCUAGCUAGUGUCCUGGUGGUAUAUCCUAAGAGGUCAAGAUGAGAAGGGUCUAUUUUGAAGUGGUCCUUCUGAUCAUGUUAUAUAAUUGGAUUGUGGGAUCUCUCCCAUUGCAAAUGGCCUUCUUUUGUGGGCGUCGUCUCUUUUUGACGGAGGAGGAAAAAGGAGGCUGCGUCCUGCGUUCUCUUGCUAGAACUUGGCAGAGGUGGACUUUUACCACCCGCCAGUACGCGUUGCUCGUUCUGCUCGUCUCCUUGAUUUCUGUUUUAUUAUUUGGAAGCUUGCUGUAGUUUCACAAGUGGUGUUUGUAACUAGCUUCUAGCUGGGUAUGUGAGCCAUAUUAAUGAGAGUAAUUUAAAGUUUUAUAUUUAAGAAAUGCAA
This is a messenger RNA of Phoenix dactylifera (date palm), 1391 nucleotides long. Lineage: Eukaryota; Viridiplantae; Streptophyta; Magnoliopsida; Arecales; Arecaceae. The record is from RefSeq and is a predicted model, not a curated record.